Rhincodon typus (whale shark) is the source of this 3052-nucleotide messenger RNA. RefSeq names its product methyltransferase-like 26. The record is from RefSeq and is a predicted model, not a curated record. NCBI's taxonomy places the organism in Eukaryota, Metazoa, Chordata, Chondrichthyes, Orectolobiformes, Rhincodontidae. Bases 7 to 483 code for a protein of 158 amino acids. The transcript has 6 exons.
GUCAAGAUGAAUAAUGUCACUCACACGUAUAUAUGUGGGCAUGGAACAGUUAUGAACAUCUCAGCAUAUAUUGCAGCAACGAAAGUGGCGAAUGUAAAGCAGCCACUUCAUAUUGACUGUUCACAGAGCUGGGAGACCUGGAGAGGCGUGAAACCAAAUUCCUUUGAUCUUAUUGUAAAUAUUAACAUGAUUCACAUCACAGAGAUGAAGUGCACUGAGGGCCUGUUCAAAGGUGCUGGCCAGUUACUAAAACCAGAGGCCUUACUUAUUACUUAUGGGCCUUAUGCGAUCAAUGGUGUAAUUACUCCACAAAGCAACAUAGAUUUUGAUUUGAGCUUGAGGCAAAGAAAUCCAAUCUGGGGUCUGAGAGAUAUAAGCUUGUUAAAGAAAUUGGCUGAAGAAAACGGGAUGACAUUCAAGCAGAUGGUUGAUAUGCCAGCCAGUAAUAAAUGCGUGAUCUUCCAGAAAUGGUCGAGUGUAUAGCAGUCAUCUCUUUUGCAGUUCUGUGACACAGGGAAGAGAUGCAAUGUUUAACUCUGAAUUAUUGUACCAAUGUGUCAUGAUAUGGAAGUGCUGUUAAUCCUCUUUUAACUAGUUCAACUAAACCAAAUAGCUAACUUCAAUUAAGAUUAAUAGUGACUGAUUCAGAAUUCUUUUUCUUAACUAGCCACGUUUUCCAAGAAUUGAAAAUGACUGAAAAAAACUUUUCCUUUAUGCUUAAAAAUACAUAGACCCAGUAGAAUGAAUUAUUUUGAAUAGAUCUGAAUUACGUUGUCUUUUUGAAUGUAAAAAGGGUGCGUGUGUUUGAGGAGCAGACUUCCUUCCCCACACCCUGUGCCCCACCCUUGUUAUUACAGGCAGGCUGAAUGUCAGACUCUGUCCUUGGGAGAUUUUCUGAUCAUACAAAGUGUGAGGUGGAAGGAAGUUACCAGCUUCCUUCCCCGGUUCCAUGUCUAAAGUUGAAAUUGAGACCUUGUGUCCAAAGGCUCUCCCAAUUUUUGGUUGACAACAGUAACUUUUUAAAAGAGGAAUUCCUAUAUGUUAAUAAUAACGUAUGUUUGUUGUUACCCUGGAAUAUGGCUCAGUGUGUGUGUGUACGUGCAUGUGCAUGUGCAGGUCUUGCUGUUAUUUUCUCUACAUUUGAUGUGGCUUGCACUGACACAGCCUGUAAUUGGAUGAAUCUAGAGUUGUACGUGUCGAUGUAAUUCUUGAAGGAAAACGAAUCAUAUUUCAUGUAAUUGAGUGCCUUUGAUCGGUAUUGUACUGUGACCAAGCUUCUGAUAUAUGUAAAAUACAUAAAAAAAAAAUCAUUAUCUGCAACAACCUUCUGUGCCCUGCCCACACACCUGUAGGUUCACCAUGAAGGAAGGGGGAGCCAGCAGAGUAUUGCAGCUUUGGUACCACAGCGCUCUAGCCUUAUUUUAUUGAGGCCUGUUCUCUGUAGAUAACUAGUGGAUACGUAGUUGUUAGUGCAGAACUGCUAGGAAAAAAAAUUUUUUGUUGAAACUUCUCAGCUUGCACUCCAGCAGGACAAUUUGCAAGGAUACCAAUUAGGGGAAACAAACUUUAGAGGUGUUGCCAUGGAGAUUGCACCAAUUAAUGAUUGACAGUUACAUUUGAACAAGCCCGACAGUUAAAAUGUCUCAGUAGCAUUCUCAGCCCAGAUACCAUCAGCUAUUUCAUACACAACCUUCCUUCUAUCAUAAGAUUGAAGUAGAGCUGUUUGUAAAUGAUUGCGUUCUUCAACUCUAUUCUCGAUUCCUCCAAUAAUGAAACAAUCCUUGCCCGUGUACAGCAACUUCCAAACUAUCCAGACUUUAGCAGGAACGCUGCUUAUCAGCUAAUGUUUUCAACUGGAUGGAAUUUUUGAGGUCCGUACGUGGCAGUGACUUCCGGUCACCAUGCGCAGACCCUCUUGCUGAUAAGUGACAAGUAAUGUUUUCCUGGCAAUUGUAUGGCACAGUGCCUAUCUAAUGGUGGCACUUUUCCUUGACAUUAAAGCAUUAACAUGUUUGUGUCUUUCAUAUCAAUAUCAUUGGAGAUGUGGAAAGAGUGAAUCCCUGAUUCAGUUUGACUGGACUGUAUACUUGCCAUCUCUUGACUGCCUGGGUCUUCCGCAGUAAGUAAUUCAGCUGCUGAUUUCCUAGGCCUCUUCACCUACAUGGCACAGCUCCAGAAAUGAUCAAGUACUUGCUAACGUGUAUAGCAGCAACAACAAUGCACAUUCUGCAACACAUACCAAAAUACUGCAGGUGCUGGAAAUUAAAACAGAAUCAGAAAAUGCUGGAAAUACUCCAUAGGUCAGGGCACAGUUUUGGGAAGAAAGAGAGUUAAUGUUUCAGAUUGAUGAUAAUGCUUUAUCAGAACUGAUGAAAGGUCACUGAGCCAACAUAUGAACUUUGUUUCUCUCUGCAGAUGUUUCUUGGACCUGCUGAGUAUUUUAAGCACUUUUCUGUUUUAACACCAUAGUUUACCGUGCCUGCAGGACUCAUUGAAUGUGCUGAUGACAACUCACCAAGGCUUCUUUGGCAGCAGCUCUCAAACCCUUGGUAUCUGCUACACUUAAGGCUAGGGACCAUGCCAAGGUUCCUGUCACAUCACACCACAUCUUGAUGUGACUGUGUUACCAUUUCUUUGUUGUUGCUCAGCAUAGCUGUACUCUGAAAGCCUGCCAGCAGUAUGGGAUCACCUUCAUCAGAAAGGCUGCAGGAGUUCCAGAAACCCACCAGCACCAUCAGAAUGGAUGGCUACUAUAUGUCAGAUUAGCCAGUCUCCAUCCAAAGAAUCGUGACAAAAGCCAAUUCUACGGAACACAAAAAUGUUUGGACCAAACUUUUUUUUAAAUUACACAAUUUGCAUUGUUUCAAAAUUAUGUGAAGACCUCUGUUGGCUUAAUAAUAAUUUAAUAAUACUGUGGUGUGCUCCUGCAAAGUGAUAAUGCAACUAUAAACUCAAUUUUUAAAAAAGAUUUCAAGUUGUUGUGUUCUUGGUCGUUUGGUUCUUGUCUCAGUUUUUGAUGGUGUCCACAUUAAAGUGAUCACUUUGCUGACUA